AUGGCCAACGCUCCUCACGGUGGUGUCCUCAAGGACUUGCUUGCCCGCGAUGCUCCUCGUCAUGAUCAGCUCGCCGCCGAGGCCGAGACGCUCCCCGCGGUCGUCCUGACCGAGCGCCAACUGUGCGAUCUGGAGUUGAUCAUGAACGGUGGUUUCUCUCCUCUCGAGGGUUUCAUGAACCAGGCCGACUAUGACCGUGUCUGCCAGGACUGCCGUCUUGCCGAUGGCAAUGUUUUCUCCAUGCCCAUCACCCUCGAUGUCACCCAACAGAUCGUCGACGAGAACAAGCUCAAGGCCGGUGCCCGUAUUACUCUUCGUGACUUCCGUGAUGACCGUAAUCUGGCCAUCCUGACCAUUGACGAUAUUUACCGUCCCGACAAGAAGAAGGAGGGCGAGCUGGUCUUUGGUGGUGACCCCGAGCACCCCGCCGUCGUUUACUUGAGCGAAACUAUCAAGGAGCUGUACAUUGGUGGCAAGGUCGAGGCCGUGAACAAAUUGAACCACUACGACUAUGUCGGUCUGCGCUACACUCCCGCGGAGCUGCGCGUUCACUUCGACAAGCUGGGCUGGUCCCGCGUCGUCGCUUUCCAGACCCGUAACCCCAUGCACCGUGCUCACCGUGAGCUGACGGUCCGCGCGGCUCGCUCCCGUCAGGCCAAUGUCCUGAUCCACCCCGUCGUCGGUCUCACCAAGCCCGGUGACAUCGAUCACUUCACCCGUGUCCGUGCCUACCAGGCUCUUCUGCCUCGCUACCCCAACGGCAUGGCCGUUCUGGGUCUGCUGGGUCUGGCGAUGCGUAUGGGUGGUCCUCGUGAGGCCAUCUGGCACGCCAUCAUUCGCAAGAACCACGGUGCCACUCACUUCAUUGUCGGCCGUGACCACGCCGGUCCCGGUAGUAACUCCAAGGGCGUCGACUUCUAUGGUCCCUACGAUGCCCAGCACGCCGUGGAAAAGUACAAGGACGAGCUUGGCAUCGAGGUCGUUGAGUUCCAGAUGGUCACCUACCUGCCCGACACCGACGAGUACCGUCCCGUCGACCAGGUUCCCCAGGGUGUCAAGACCCUGAACAUCUCCGGCACUGAGCUGCGCCGUCGUCUGCGUACCGGUGCUCACAUCCCCGAGUGGUUCUCCUACCCCGAGGUUGUCAAGAUCCUGCGCGAGUCCAACCCUCCUCGCGCCUCGCAGGGUUUCACCAUCUUCCUGACUGGCUACAUGAACUCCGGCAAGGACGCCAUUGCCCGUGCCCUGCAGGUUACCCUGAACCAGCAGGGUGGUCGCUCUGUCUCCCUGCUCCUGGGCGACACUGUCCGUCACGAGCUCUCCUCCGAGCUGGGCUUCACUCGUGAGGACCGCCACAAGAACAUCCAGCGCAUUGCCUUUGUUGCCUCUGAGCUGACUCGCGCUGGUGCCGCCGUCAUUGCUGCCCCCAUCGCUCCCUAUGAGGAGUCCCGUAAGCACGCCCGGGACAUCAUCACCCAGGCGGGUAACUUCUUCCUCGUUCACGUCGCCACUCCCCUCGAGCACUGUGAGAAGACCGACAAGCGCGGUAUCUACGAGCGUGCCCGUCGCGGUGAGAUCAAGGGCUUCACCGGUGUCGAUGACCCCUAUGAGAUCCCUGAGAAGGCCGACCUCGUCGUGGACUGCUCCAAGCAGACGGUCCGCAGCAUCGUGCACGAGAUCAUUCUUGUGCUCGAGAGCGAGGGUUUCUUUGAGAAGACUCAAUAG
Messenger RNA from Penicillium diatomitis, 1725 nucleotides. It is a transcript of the gene sC, whose product is annotated as sulfate adenylyltransferase. Gene Ontology annotation, biological process: sulfur amino acid metabolic process. The coding region runs from base 1 to 1725 and encodes 574 amino acids. The record is from RefSeq and is a predicted model, not a curated record. The transcript is spliced from 5 exons. Gene Ontology annotation, molecular function: sulfate adenylyltransferase (ATP) activity; adenylylsulfate kinase activity; ATP binding. Gene Ontology annotation, cellular component: cytoplasm. NCBI's taxonomy places the organism in Eukaryota, Fungi, Ascomycota, Eurotiomycetes, Eurotiales, Aspergillaceae.